This is a messenger RNA of Labrus mixtus (cuckoo wrasse), 6254 nucleotides long. It is a transcript of the gene itga9, whose product is annotated as integrin, alpha 9. Lineage: Eukaryota; Metazoa; Chordata; Actinopteri; Labriformes; Labridae. The record is from RefSeq and is a predicted model, not a curated record. The transcript is spliced from 28 exons. Gene Ontology annotation, cellular component: external side of plasma membrane; integrin complex. Gene Ontology annotation, biological process: cell adhesion mediated by integrin; cell-matrix adhesion; integrin-mediated signaling pathway. Bases 314 to 3406 code for a protein of 1030 amino acids. Gene Ontology annotation, molecular function: integrin binding.
CCGGUCUUACCUAGACUGCCUCUCGCAAGCUUCGCACAUCUGACCGCAUUUAUCUCCGCGACUGGGGCUCCCGCGAGCAACAACUUUCUCAGAUUGACACAGAAUGGAGAGAAGCUGACGCACCGUUAUUUACCGGACCGUUAACUUUUCCUCUUCGGAGCCUCUCCUCAUGCCAUCACAACAUACACCCUGCGCGACACCAGGAGAAAACAAGUGAACACGGAGUUUCUAUAACAGUUUGAAGAGCUGAAAGUUCCCUCCUUAUUGUUUUAUCUGCUUUUUUUGGACACUUUUUACUGCGUUUUUACGCACGAUGCGCAAAGGGAUGGAUCCUCUCCGGAGACUUAAAAUGGGAGUGCAUCAUGUUUUUUACAUCUUUCUUUCUUUUUCGCUGGCUUAUUCUUACAAUAUAGACUUAGAACAUCCUUUAGUUUUCCGCGGACCAGAUUCUAGUUUUUUUGGCUACUCUGUGCUGGAGCAUUAUAAUGAGAACACACGCUGGCUUAUAGUAGGAGCUCCGAGGGCAAACUCUACCUACAGUAGCUCUGUGCACUCUCCUGGAGCUGUGUAUAAGUGUCGGAUUCACAGCAACCCAGAGCGCCGCUGCACAGAGAUGGACCUGGGAAGAGGAAACCGGCUGAGGGAGUCGUGUGGGAAGACGUGUCAGGGCGACCGGGACGAUGAGUGGAUGGGGGUCAGCCUGGCCCGCCAGAACAAAGCUAACGGCAAAAUCCUGGCUUGUGCUCACCGCUGGAAAAACAUUUACUACGACUCGGAACACAUCCUCCCUCAUGGAUACUGCUCCAUCAUCCCCGCCGAUCUGCAGGGCAGGGCCAAGCCGCUCAUCCCGUGUUAUGAAGACUACAAGCAGAAGUACGGGGAAGAGCACGGCUCGUGCCAAGCCGGGAUUGCGGGAGUUUUUACCGAGGAGCUGGUGGUGAUGGGGGCGCCGGGGUCGUACUACUGGACCGGGACCAUCAAGGUGUACAACCUGACGUCUGACUCCUUCUCCAGCCCGAACAAAGACGACAUCGACUCCCACAGAUACAGCUACCUGGGCUACGCGGUGACCGCCGGACACUUCUCCUCCCCUAACGUAAUCGACAUCGCUGCAGGGGCGCCUCAGCACAGCGGCAGUGGAAAAGUUUACAUUUUCAAAAUCGAUGGUGCGUCUUUGGUGAAGAGUUUUCAAGCCUCGGGGAGAAUGAUGGGCUCUUACUUUGGCUCCUCAUUGUGUGCAGUUGAUCUGAACCAGGACGGCCUGUCGGACCUGCUGGUGGGGGCUCCCAUGCACAGCCAGCUCCGGGACGAGGGCCAGGUGUCUGUGUACCUCAGCAAGGGCAAUGGUGUGAUGGAGGAGGCCGGUGUUUUGAGUGGCGACAACGCUUUCAAUGCACACUUUGGAGAAUGCAUCACCGCAAUCGGAGACGUAGACGACGAUGGAUAUCAGGAUGUAGCAAUCGGAGCGCCUAAAGAGGACGACUACGCAGGAGCUGUUUAUAUCUACCACGGUGAUGAAACGGGAAUCAUCAGCAAAUACUCCAUGAAACUGUCUGGACGCAGCGUUAGCCCUGGUCUGCAGAUGUUUGGCCAGUCGAUCUCAGGCGAUGUGGACAUGGACAGCAACGGAUACACAGAUGUCACCAUUGGAGCGUUCAUGUCAGACAGUGUUGUGCUGCUGAGGACCCGGCCUGUCAUUACGGUGGAUGUCUCCAUCUUCCUGCCGGUCUCCAUCAACAUCACGGUGCCGCAGUGCCACGAGGGCCAGCACCACCAAAACUGCUUCAAUGUCACCGUCUGCAUGCGCUUCAGGGGGAAACAGCUGCCCGGGCAGAUAGAUCUGCUCUACAACCUGACGGCUGAUGUGGAUAAGCGGCAGAAGAGCCAGCCUUCCCGGGUCUACUUCACCCAGAGCGGCUCUCAGAUCAGCCAGAUGAGCCAGCAGCUCAGCCUGGAGAUCGACAGGGAGGAGUGCCAGCGCUUCACCGCCUACGUGAAGAAAGACGUAAAGGAGGUGUUCACGCCCAUCACGUUCGAGGUGGCGUACAGCCUGGGGAAGCACAUUGUGACGGGGCAUCAGGAGCGAGAUCUGCCUGCGCUCACGCCCGUGCUACGAUGGAGGAAAGGAAACAAGGUCGCAGUGAGGAAUGAGACUUGGUUUGAGAAGAACUGCCUGUCGGACGACUGCGCCGCAGACCUGAGGCUUCAUGGGAAACUGCUGCUCUCUGGCCUGCACAGCGGUCACCAUUUGGCCCUGGGAGGAGUGAAAAACGUCUCUCUGAAUCUGACCAUCUCCAACACGGGAGACGACGCCUACGACACCAACAUCUACUUCAACUUCUCCAGAGAAGUUUUCUACAUCAACUUCUGGCAGCGGGAAGAGAAGGGCAUUUCCUGUGGACUUGUCGAUUUGGACUUCCUCAAAUGCAGCGUGGGAUUUCCCUUCAUGAGAGCUCAGACUAAGUACCACUUCGCGGUGAUCUUUGAUACCAGUCAGCUCUCCGGGGAAAAUGAGACGUUGCAAUUCUUGGUUCAAGCUAAAAGUGCCAAUCCCGAGCACAAACUCUCCGACAACACUUUGGAUUUCUCCAUCCCUCUGGUGCAUGAGACCGACACGACCAUUACUGGCGUGGUCACUCCGAGCUCCUUCGUGUACGGGAACUCCAUCGAUGCCUCGCGCUUCGUCCAGCUGGACGACAUGGAGUGCAACUUCCAGCCUCUGAAUCUCACCUUUCAGGCCAUUAACAAGGGGCCCAGCAGGCUGCCUGGCUCCACCGUGGACAUCAGGAUACCCAACCGUCUGGCUGGCAGCGGAGCCGACAUGUUCCACAUCAUUGAAACACAGGUGGCCGACGGCCGAGGGAACUGCACCCCUCACAGGAACCCGACACCGUGCACCAUCCCCCAGGACAGAGAGAGCAUCUUCCACUCCAUAUUCGCCUUCUUCACCAAAUCGGGACGAAAAGUCUUGGAUUGUGACCGUCCUGGAAGAGCGUGUAUGACCAUCUCCUGCAGUCUGGGUCCACAGUUAAAAGAGGAAGCUUUAAGCAUAGACCUAAAACUUCUACUCAACACUGAAAUUCUUAAAAGGGAUAGUUCCUCUGUGAUCCAGUUUGUGACGAGAGGCAGCGUGCAAGUAAGCGACCGAGCGGUGGAGGUGCCAAACGGCCUUCCAGACGACCUUUCUCUGGUUUUCGAGGCGCUCCACAGUCAAGAGCCGAGGGGUUACGUCGUCGGCUGGAUCAUUGCCAUCAGUCUGCUGGUGGGAAUCCUCAUCUUUCUGCUGUUGGCUGUGCUGCUCUGGAAGAUGGGAUUCUUCCGCCGGCGCUACAGAGAGAUCAUCGAGGCCGAGAAGAACAGGAAGGACAGCGAGGAAAGCUGGGACUGGAUGGAAAAGAACCACUGAGAACCUGCACCGUGGGGGUCCCAGAGGAGCCAAUGAGAUUAGGGAUUGGGUCGGGGGAAGGAUCCAAUAGCACGUGGUCUCGCAGCCCAGCCGCCGCCCACAGUGGCACCUUCAGUCUUCCAUAUGUGGAAGAGGAGAAUUUCCUCCAUAUUUUUUGGAGACUUGAUGUAUUUUUUUUUAUUUUUUUUUGUGGGUGGGGGUCCAGGAAACAGGCCUCUGAGGUGACAGCGCGGCUUUGCCAGAGGACACUUUGCUGUGGAAUUCAGCUAAUCUCAACGGAGGGAACUCCCGGGCCAGCAGAGCGGAGCUGUUGAUGGAAACCUACAUCCCGUACGGGGGAUGUGGGGACGCCAUGAAUACUGGUGGACAACAAAACCCUCAGGGCUGUGUUACAUAGCGAAUUUAUUUUUAUACAUAAGCCAUAUAGUGUAAAACUGGGCUCGGAGAAGAGUUGGGGGAUUUGAAGGCCAUUAUAAACAUACUGCAUGUGGACGGUAUGUUUUCCUAAAAAGCACUGAUGUUUGAUAAAGAAUGAAUGCCUUGGCUCCAUAGCUUCACUUUUAAUGCCAAAGAUAUGUCCUGUAUAGUAAAGGAUGGAGUCGUUUGUAUAUUCAGCUCUUCCUGGGAGUGAAAGAUUGUAUCUUUUCUUUACUAUGUCCGGCUAAUGGAGAUCUUUAAAACACAUCUGACCGCCCUGCUCUCUCACAGAUAAUCAGCCGAGUUGUAGACGUACAUACGCAGGAUUAAAACCUGUGUCAUCUGAUCGUGUCAAAGCUGUGUCAGUCGUGAAGAAGUCCAAGUGAAUGCUCUUUUCUGAACGUGUUUCCACUGCAAAAACCAGAAUUCAAAAGUUAAGGUCUGUGACUCGUUAUGAGCAUUUACUCACUAGACGAUUUAAAGGCCUGAUUUGCACCAUAUCCCCCCCCAUAUUCCCCCAUAUCAAUCAGGGGGGCGUGGCCAGAUUCUAGGGUUGUUGUUCCCGAUAUUUUGUCCAAAGAAGUGUGUAGUGUCACUGAAAAUGAAAAUGAAAAUGAAAAUGAAAAUGAAAUAUUUGUGAAUCCAGGUCGGAGACCGCCUCCGACCGAAAAUACCCGAUGCAGCCAAUGAGAGCGAGCAGACUUGGAAGCGUCACCAACCGGAUUUUUGCAUUCUCUGACAUCUCACCCCUCGCUCGCGGUCUGAAAGUAAAUAAAGCUGCACAUGAUCCGUCUUCUCAGCACAGACUUCAUCCGUACUGUUUUCCUCAUUUCCUGUUAUAAGCUGCAGAACAGAACACACAGCGGGAGAGCUGACGACGUCCAUCGUCCUUAUUUGAUUUUUGUUCUGAAAUCACGGUUGAUCACACAAGAUUCUAUGAAAGCGUUACCCCCAAUUUGCACAUACUCCAUGCACACAGUCCAUCAGCGCUGCGCACUAUGCCAUCGUUUGCCGCCACUCUAGUCAAUCUUUAUGUUUCCACAGCGAGCGCCAAAGUCAAAGCAGGAGUAAAAACGCCUUAUGGUAGCUUUAAUGUGGCACAAAUACUCAUCAUACCUUUUUUUCAUGAUUUGACUUCUACAUUUUUAAGAUUUUGCUAGAUUUCAAUUUUUGUAUUUUUUUCCUCUCUGCCUUGCUUUGGAUCUACAGAUGCUUUGAAAUUGAAGCAAAUGAUCUGAGGCUGUUGUGCAAAGAGCUAAUGCUCAGGUAUGCUGCUGACCUUUUUUUUUUUUAAAGGCCCCUUACAGUUUCAAACGUCAGCUUAAAAACAUUUGAAUCUCCCUAAAAAUACUGUAGGGAAUGAUCCAGUGUUCAAUCUGACAUGACACCUGAUCAUGAUUUACUCCCAAGAAAUUUAUCAGACUUCACCUUUGCGGCCCAUAUUUAGUUUUACUACGAUGUUAUUAGGCGUUGGGUUUUUCUGCAUGAAACGUGAUAUACUGUACGUUACUCUCCACGGCCAGAUGAGCGUCAGCGAUGGGAGUCCACCUUCAAGUCAUUUUACGGGGGCCCGUGGAAUGAGUAAUGCCCUAAAAAUAGUCGGGAAUGUGCUGCACUCAAUCACUACACAUAAACGGGCUCUUUGGGGCUCCUGGGAAAAGAUUAUUUUAAGUCAACAUGGAGGAAUGUCAGCGCCGUGAAAAUGUGCCACUAUUAAAGUUCACAGCUUUAACUCGGCUUGUUCUUGAGACCCUUCAAAGCUGGGCCGGAUUGUUGGAGAAUUUUGCAGAAAACAGACGAUUAAUUUCAUCUGAAAUAUCCAAAUAUAUAAAAGUAUGAUGUUUUUUUAACAGAUUUUUAUCUCAGCCAGGCUCUAAAAGUGAUGUUUAAUGUUUGUUAGAUGACCCUCGCCUGAUAAUCACAGCAUCAAAACAAAGAUGUAACUCAGAGGUCUGGAGACUUCGGGCAGUUUUGCAGAAAACCAGAAUCAGAUAUUUUAACGUGCAAUUCCAAACGGACAAAAAAAAUGUAUUUGAAUGUUUCACACUUUCCUUUAAACUUCAGUGCAAAGACACUUUAUGGCUCUCUCUGGUUGCUUUUCUCUCUGUCGUUCUGUAUGAAUCUUUUUAUUUUAACAUUUACUUCCACUGGCAUGACGGCCUAUACUGUACACAUUCACGUCUUCCCUCUGCACAAAGCCACACCGCAGAGAAAUCGACACUUGACUUUUUUUUUUUUUGGGGGUUAAAUUCUAACUGUGAUGGUUAUAUUUUUGUUUGUAUGUUUUUUGUUAAUCACACCGUUAUUUGGGGUUUUUGUUCCGAGUAUACUACUGUCACUGAGUAUCAUUUCCAGUAUAGAGUGCUGUAUGUUUGAUGUUUAAAGUCAUGUUGGAGCUGAAUAUUUAUCUGUUGAUAAAUUUUAGAGUGAA